CGUAUUAAUAUCUGGAUAUUAAUUAUUGUAUUAGACUUUACUAUUAUAAUGGACGGUGUUUUUGAUAAAUCAUACGAACAGAAUGAAAAAGAAUCUCAAGUUAUAGUUUCCAUUGGGACUUUAUUAGAGUCUGGUAAUGAUAAGGAGAUUGUUGUAAGAAAUGCUAUAGCAGAUUCAUUAUUUAAAUUAGCUCAACGAUAUCCUAAUGAAGUUGUUAAAACAUUAUGUUCUUAUCGCAAGCGAAAUAAAAAAUUAAAUACCACUCAUGUUGGGUUAAUAAUGAGCAUACUUAAAAAUGUAUGCAAUACUCAUACUAUGCAUCUUGAUGGAGAUAGCGUGUUACAAGCUAUUGAGCUCAGUGUCAUUGAAAUGACAAAUACUUCUAACACCACUCAAGAAAUAAAUGAAAAUGCGUCUUUAGUUUUGGUAGCUCUUGGACAAUGCCAUUCUAUACAAGUGAUGGAUUGCUUACUGAAUCAAUUAAAACCAAAUGUUUUGCCACAUUAUAUGAUUCUCAGAACAAUGGGUGCUUUAGCAUCACAUAAUCCUUAUGCAACUGUACCAUUCAUUAAACCUACAAUGUCGGUGACUAUACCUCUUUUAGGUGGCGUAAAGCAGGAUAACUUAAGACAGUCCUAUGCUUAUGCCCUAGCAAGAUUUUGUGAAGCCAUAACGGAAUAUUUAACCAACAUCAAUAAGGCUCCUGAUCCUACAGUCACAAAAGAUAUUUUUAAUACUGACUUAAUUAUUGUAUUUGAUAUAUUAUUGAAUCAAUGGUUAUACAGUCGCGACCCUAAGGUUGCUCAAGAAGUUUUAGGUGCCUUAGGUCCUGUUUUCAUUCUACUUCCGAAAGAAAAAAUAUUAGAGUAUCUUUCAAAAUUCAUAAAUCUUUUACUUGGUCUUUACAAAAAGAACUUGGAAAAAGUUGUAAUUACACAAUGUCUGUAUGUUGUGUUGCAAAUUGUUUUGGAUAUAGAUAAGAAUUUAUUAUACCAUCAAAUUGAAACAAUAUUUGAUAUAAUGUUUGAACAAGUUAGCACCAAUCCUGAUUUUGAUUUACCGGCUAAAAAUCACUUUGAAAUAUUGAGAUGUUUUGAUUUACUAGUAAUAACCACAUCAGAUAAAAUACUUGAUUUGAUAAUUCAAAAUAUGAAAAAUAAUAAUGAAAAGGACCGCAUUCGUUCUUGUAUGAUUCUGGCACAUUUGACAAUUUCAUCUGAUGUAUAUGUUAAACCAAAAGUUGUAGAUUUAACAAAUAUUUUGAAAGUUAUGAUACAAACCGAACAGAAUUCAAAGAUGAAGAAUAUGCUUCUGAAAACGGUAGUAGCUUUUGCUCACAAAAGAUUGUUGAGUGAUAAAGUGUUUAUUGAAUUUAUAGUAAAGCAUUGUUGUACUCCAGGCAACAUAAAAAUGAAUGAAAAUAAUGAUGUUGAAGAAUUACAAAAAGCUUGUAAUAGUUCUUUAUAUCUAUUAACUACAAAUGUUGCAGAACUAGAGCAAAUUUUAUGGCCCACUUUGCUGCAGUGUACAUUGGAUAGCAAAUAUACUUCAGCAAUGAGUACACUUGCUAAAUGUUUAGCUAAUUUAUCUUUAAAAAUGAAAAACAAUGCUGUUUUCGAUGUUAGUAAACCACCACUGAGCAUACCUACAGAAGUUGCUAUUUUUAGUCGUUCUUUGGCCAUGUUAGGUAAUCCCUUAGAAAAUAAGAAGGGAUUAUACAUUUUACAAUUUUUGAAAAACUAUUGUGAGUUUAUCAGUAAACAGCUGUUACCUUUAUGGGAAGAUAAAAUUACUGCAAUGAUUUGGUUUUUAGAAAAGAAUGAAAAAGACUUAAAUCCUUCUACUUGGGAUGAAUUGGUACUAGAUUUACUUAGCAGUACUAUUCAAGAUUUGGGAGAUGUAAAGUUCACUGAAGGAUUGAGUAAUAAAAUGGCAGAACAAUUGCCAAUGUAUAAUGUUUCGACACAAGCUUGGGAGAAACAAAUUUUAUAUAAAUGUCUGGCAACUACACUAUGUUUUAUUACUGAUGUUCAGUGUGUGAAACAAAAAGUGGAUAUUCUUUUGUUAGAGCCGAGAAGGUAUACUAUUGGAGAAUCUAUGUAUUGUGCUGAAGCCAUUGGUAUUUGCUCCAGAUCACAUUUAGAUAUCAUCUUAAAAAAAAUUCAGUUUAUACAGAAUAAUGAGUUAGCAAGAAAAUCAUCAAAAUUCUUUAAUUUGAUUAAGGAUGCUAAACAUGAAAUGGAAACAGAAACUUUAAGAUUCACUUUAUUGUAUUGUUAUGGUAAAAUUUCUUCGGAGGCUCCAUCUGAUAAAUUAUUACCACAAAUUGAAAAUUCAAUAUUAUCUUGGGUAGUUUCACAAUUAACUUCUGCUAAAGAACAUAAAAUUAAUGUGGCAGCGCUUGAAGUUAUUGGUAAUAUUGCAGAAGCUAUGCAUCCAAAUAGAAACUCACUUAACGUCGCUUUAAAUACGAGAUCAAGCAUAAUUGAAAGUGUUUUGACAAAAUUACAAAGUCACACAAACAAGGAGCAUUUGGAACUAUAUCCAAUAAUUUUAAAAGUAGUGACAGAUUUAGUAAUGCUACCUCCAGCAAUAUCUUCAGUCGAUCGAAUUACAAUAUUAGGAAUGUGUUUCGAGAAGAUUUAUAAUGCAACUUGUGAUCUAAAAACAAAAUUCAAUAGUUAUGAAGAAGAACAAGAAAAUGAUCAUUUUGCUAAUCAUUUAAAUAAAGCUUUGAACAGAUUGAAUGUGUUAGUAAAUGAGAUUUUGAAACAAGAAGUUUGUCCAAGUACAUUUGAUGAUAUUUUUGCCUUACUUGAAGUUUAUAUUAAAAAUAAAAAUGUUGAAAUUCGAUUUGGUGCAAUGAACACUUUGGAAGGAAUGCUAAAAGUAUAUUUUGAAAAAAUGAAAAUUAUGUUUGAUACACCAAGCAAAUUUGCACAAGGAGGUUUUAUAAUUGGUCGAAUUGCACCUAGGGUUACGGAUCCAAACUCUAGCAUUAGACAACUUGCAAUACAUUGCAUUGGAUUAGUUUUAGGCAUAUCCAAUCGAUAUGAAGGACAGUCAGAGAAUAAUAUUGAAGAUACAUGUAUGGUAUUACAAAAACUUCGCAAAGACAUAGAAUCUAAUAAUAACACCCAAAUAAACCAAACUACAAUUGAAUUAAGCAAUAUCAUAAGUCAAAAACUUCCACAAUAUCAGCUAUUAAAUUUUGUGGAAAGUAUCAUAGAAGCUUUAUUAGAUCCUGAAAGUAUGUCUGCUCUUGGUGCUUCAGAUAUUUUAUCAUGCUUUUUGAAGAAUAAAGGAAAUGAAUUAUAUCACAAUGUUGCUACAAUUGUUGGUUUGUGCAUUCAAGUAUCUGAAAUGUGUAAUUGUGCUAAAGCAAAGCUGGGUGGUGUAAAUUCUUUAAUCGCUUUGGCUGUACAUCAUCCGAAGGCAGUGUUUUUAAAUAUAUUAAAACAACCAUUGCCUUUUGAUAAUACUGUAGCAGAAUGCUUCAUACAGUGGGCCCAAGAACCAGCGCUGGCAUCAGAGACUUUAGAACAAUAUAUUCAACUAGUUUCUUUAAGUUCAUUACAUGAAGAAACUAGCAAUCAAUCAAACGAUUCUGGCAGACCUUCAAUAGCAGCACUGCAACCACUUUCAGCUGUGAACGCAUUGACGCACAUGUUCCAAUGCUCUCAAAUGAAAGAAUUAUGCAGAAUUCGUUUUCCAGAAUUAUUUUCCUUACAUGUGAUGAUGUUAGCUUCUUACUGCGGUUUGGCACCUCCUAUGCACAGUCAGGCUGCUAAUAAUGAAAAAUAUGGUUAUGUACCAAAUCGCAAUGCAGCCAAAAUAUCGCCUCCAAAAAUGGUUAUGGAAUGUUUUAGGAAUAUGCUGACUUGUAUAGAACUUGAUGCGAUUGCUGAAUCUCUUCUAAUAUACAAAGGUGAUUCACUCUUAUCAUUUCUUCAAACAAUGCCAGGAUUAGCAAAUGCAGUAGUCGAACAUGCACCUCAACAAGUAAGCAGAAUUGUUGAGAGCAUGGGAAAAUAUACUCAAUCUGCAAACAGUACUCAAAGACUCGCAGCAGUUGCAUUAUUUGCUGAGCUAUUGCCAGUUAUUCCUAACAAUGUUUUGGUAGACACCUUAAUUACUACUCUUCAUGGUGGUGUAUCUGAUCCAUGUCCUAUGGUUCGGCAGUGUGUUAUUGUCGGAUUAUCAAAAGUUGGUAUUUGUCAACCAAGCAGAUCUGGACAAGUUCCUGCUGCUUUGGCGGCUGUUAUACAAGGCUUGGAUGAUGAGGAAAAAGCAAAUAAUAUUACUAACAUACCACUGGAGGCAAUGCGCGGUAUUUCAAGUUUAAUAAAAGUUGCAAGUGAGGCCCAGAUCUUAGAUAUUCAGGUAACAGUUUCUGUAAGAAUACGCCCUUAUCUUGAAAGCAGUGAUCCUGCUGUAAGGGAAGCUGCUAUUCGAUUAUUUGGAGAUUUAUCUUUAGCAAAUGCUGCUGAUAGGUGUGAUGCAUUUAAAGAGCAAUUAAAUGCAAAUUUGGCUUCAUUGCUGCUUCAUUUGUCUGAACCAAAUGAUAGUAUAGUAAAGACCUGCAAAUAUACUCUAAGGCAAGUUGCACCUUUGUUGGGAGCUGUGAAAGUAAACACUAUGUUACAAGAUCAUUUAAUUGACAAAGGCACACUACAUUACGAAGCCUUUAUAAUGAAUCUUACAAAAACUUUGGUGGAUGAAUUGCCAAACUCAGUCAGCAGCCUUGCUGAAGCAACCUUACCAUUCUUGAAAUGCUCUUGUGCUGAAAUUCGUGGAAACGCUGCACUUUUUAUAGGUUAUCUUCAUGGUUACUCAAUAUUUCCACUGCCAUUGGAUUCUCCAUGCUUCAGAUUGGCACAGCUCUUAAGCGAUGAAAAUGCUACUGUACGAGCAAAAGCUGCCAUAGGUUUGGGGUCUCUUUUUGGAUCUUGAUCUUUGUAAGAUAAUUUUAUUACCUAAUGAGCAACACUUGUUACUGCAGCAUUUUGUUACAUCAAAGCGUGUUUUGAACUAGAUCUACGAAUUUCUAAACAAGAAUAUGAUCGAUUGUUAAGUUUUGUUUCCUUAUAUUUUCAAACAAUUUACGGAAAUAUUUAAUUUCUAAAUUCUUUUUUUUUUUGCGAGGGAUAUUUAAUAAAGUUUUCCAUUUUUAUGAUGGCAACUAAGAGUUGGCAGAAACAUUUUGUUUGUCAUGGGCGAAAUAUCUUUGUUAAGAUAUACAGAGUAUGCGCAUUGUGAUUUUUAUAAUCUUUGAGUUUGCUGAUGGCGUUUGAAUAUACU
Messenger RNA from Ctenocephalides felis (cat flea), 5301 nucleotides. It is a transcript of the gene c11.1, whose product is annotated as maestro heat-like repeat-containing protein family member 1. The coding region runs from base 49 to 4953 and encodes 1634 amino acids. Lineage: Eukaryota; Metazoa; Arthropoda; Insecta; Siphonaptera; Pulicidae. The record is from RefSeq and is a predicted model, not a curated record. The transcript has 13 exons. Gene Ontology annotation, cellular component: cytoplasm.